AUGGUACAGCACAUUGGAGAAUCAGGAGAUUCCCGCAAUGAUAUUCAGCAGAGAGGAUGUAAGCACAGAUUGGAAGAUAAACACAUGGCUUUGCGUGAUCGUAACGUAGUCGAAUUUGAAGUCAACCAUUUCUCAGAUGAUGUUGUCGCGAUAGCUGGAGACAACGCAGGGGAUGGAAAGUACCAUCUUCUUAAUGAUGUCUACAUACAAAAAGAUACAGCUACCAUUGUCUCUGUUUUUCUUUGUGACGUUAAAACCCAGAAUGAAGUGUCACAAAUUCUAGCAAAAAAGAAUUUUGUACAGCUCAUACGAAUCGGUAAGAAAUUCACAGCGAAAGUUGGAUCAGAGAUGAAAAUCAAUCUCAUUUGUGAAGAACCGCAAGAAGCAGAAGUAGUCUGCUAUGACGAUACAUCAUUCAGAGUCACAAAAGAAGUUCUAGAUAAUCUUCGUCAUGAAAUUUAUUUGAAGAUGAGACCGAGACCACAACAAUCUGGAAUCAUUGACAUAGAAUAUUCCCUGAAGAUAGACAACGCUGAAAAGGUUCUACCCCUGACAACUACGUGGCCAAUUCUUGAUAUACCAGUUCCUGAAGCUAAACCGACCAAUGUGUACAAUAUUGCCGCCAAUGUGAUCAGUGCUGGAAAUGCAACAACCAACAUCUCCAACCAAAGUUCCGUACAGAUUGCCAAAACUUCAACACCAGAAGAUUCCAGUCAAGAAGGCAGUUUGAUGUGUCUUGAGUGACGUGGAGCU
Molecule: messenger RNA, 753 nt
Organism: Styela clava
Lineage: Eukaryota; Metazoa; Chordata; Ascidiacea; Stolidobranchia; Styelidae
Source: RefSeq, a predicted model, not a curated record